CAUUGAUGAAGACGGAAGGAAAGAUGAGACCCAAUGAAGAACAGAUCAAGGGUUAUUUUCCUUCUCAAAUGUCCUAGCUCUUUUUACACCACGAACAAAGCUUCUUUCACACGACUAACACGACGAUUACUGGUAUUUGAUGUUACGCGAUUCUAGACUGCGAUGGGGUUCGCGGCUCUGCGUACAAGCCCAACACCUCCCCUUGGGCUUCACUGCUUAUCCCUAAUGGGUAAUGAUGAUUCUGAGUACAUAGUAUAACUUGUUUUUUAUCUUUGUUUUUGCGGCAUUGGGACACGACCACGGUCGGUUCCGGGAAAUGGGAUAGCUUGGCUUAACUGGUAUGGCCUGGGCCUGGGCUUGGACUUGGCUUUAUUGCGAGGGAUUGUUUCUUUUUCUUCUUCUUUCCCCUUGGCCUUUUAUCUGUCUUUAUUGUUUCUUUAUUUUUUCUUUUAUUCUUUUGCUCUUGCGUGCUUUCACUUCUUUACCGGACUAUGGGUUGGAUGCAUGGAGUCUGGAUUCACAAACAGGCGCAUACGCGCGUGUGUACCUAGGGAACUGGUAUUAAAGGGUUUUGUGAGAGACUUGGCUGGCUCCUAUUUGAAUUGUUCUUUUCCUUGUUGGGGUCUCUUUUCUUGUUGUUUUUUUCUUUAACGGAUUGGGAACGGAUUCGCUUUUGGGAUUAUUCCCUGUCGGAUAUGGCUUUGGGUGUUUAACUCUCUUUGUUUGCGUUACUGGCUCUCUUGUACUUUUUUCAGCUUUUUUUCCAAAAAGAAGGCGAUUGACUUUUUUUG
Trichoderma virens Gv29-8 is the source of this 791-nucleotide messenger RNA. RefSeq lists its product as uncharacterized. The record is from RefSeq and is a predicted model, not a curated record. The coding region runs from base 341 to 565 and encodes 74 amino acids. NCBI's taxonomy places the organism in Eukaryota, Fungi, Ascomycota, Sordariomycetes, Hypocreales, Hypocreaceae. The transcript has a single exon.